AUGGCCGAAGAACGAGUCGCCUGGCUGGGCCUAGGAAACAUUGGCCGGGGAAUGAGCAAGAACAUCGCGCAAAAAGGCCCCCAGACCUCUCUCGUCCUCUACAACCGCACCGUCGCCAAAGCCGUCGCCUUCGCCGAAACCCUCGGCCCCAACAAGGCCACCGUCGCCUCCACGAUCCCCGACGCCGUCCGCGACGCCUCGCUCGUCUUCAUCUGCGUCGGCGACGACCACGCCCUCGACCAAAUCAUCUCCACCAUCCUCGCCGACCCCACCAUCCCUCUCGCCGGCAAGGUCAUCGCCGACUGCUCCACCGUUCACCCAGACACCUCGCGCCGCAUGCACGCCGCGCUCGCCGACCGCGGCGCCGCCUUCGUCGCGUGUCCCGUGUUCGGCGCCCCGGCCUUCGCCGACGCAGGCCAGCUGGUCGUCGUGCCGGCCGGCGACGCCGCGGCGGUCGCGCGCCUCAAGCCGUUCCUCGACGGCGUCACCGCGCGCGCCACCAUCGACAUGAGCGGCCCCGACGACGUCGGCCGCGCCACCACCCUCAAGAUCCUCGGGAACACGUUCAUCCUCAACACCGUCGAGACGCUGGCGGAGGGCCUCGUCGCCGCCGAGAAGGCCGGGCUCGGCGCCGACGUCUACCAGCAGUGGAUCCAUGCGCUCAUCGGCGGCAUGUUCGCCAAGUAUGCCGACCGCAUGUGCUCCGGCGACUACUAUACGCGUGAGGAGCCGCUGUUCGCGGUCGACUUGGCCCGCAAGGAUCUGCGGCAUGCGGCCACCUUGGCGGGUGAGGCGGGCAUGCGGAUGCGGAGUGUCGAGGUUACGGAUGGGUAUUUGGAGGCGCUGAAGGAGGAGAGGGGGGAGAAGGGCGAUAUUGCUGGCAUAUAUGGCGCCGUUCGGAAGGAGUCGGGGUUGCCGUUUGAGAACGACAAGUAG
Molecule: messenger RNA, 936 nt
Organism: Aspergillus clavatus NRRL 1
Lineage: Eukaryota; Fungi; Ascomycota; Eurotiomycetes; Eurotiales; Aspergillaceae
Product: NAD(P)-dependent oxidoreductase
Exons: 2
Coding region: 1-936 (311 amino acids)
Molecular function (GO): NAD binding; oxidoreductase activity, acting on the CH-OH group of donors, NAD or NADP as acceptor; NADP binding
Source: RefSeq, a predicted model, not a curated record